AUUGUCAUCUCCCAACAUAUCAACCCUUGUCCCUGUUCGUCAUCACACACACUUUCUCUCUCUAGAUUUCUCUCUCUCUGGAUUUUUUUUUCUCUUUCGCAUUACAGCUAUCGUAUUUCUGUCUCUGCCAUUGCGAAAGGGACGCUGAAAAAAAAGAUACAUAUAUAAAAUAAAUAAAACACACAACACAACAGCCUAUAAACCCUGCGACGAGGUUUUCUAAGGGACGAAAAAUAAACCAGAGAGUCUCAGGAAGAAAACAAGGGAAUCAAUCACACAACACAAUAACAAGAACGGGUCUUUGAAGAGAUUGGACCAAAGGGUCAAGUGGGCCAUUUUCAGUUUUUUCUACCAUUCAUUCAUUUUCCUUGUUCAGGAAGGGCGAUUGAUUUUGCAGGUGUUUGAAGUUUUCGCUUGGACAAACAUCAUAUCUUUGAGUUGUUCUGUUCUGUCUCUGUUUUUGUGAGAUUUACGUUUUACCAUGAGGAGAAGUUAACACAUACUACUUCUCCCCUUGUUUCUCGGAAGAUUUUCUAAGAUGGAAUCCGUUAAGCCAUCAUCAGUGACACCAAGCAAAAGCAAGUUGGCUCGCACAUUUGCCAAAGUUCUUCACGUUAGAGCAGUGACAGGAAUUGCACCAGUUGAUGGACUGAAUAACGUUAAAGGGGAUGCAGAUCUCAAAAAUGAAGGAAAUGUAAUCAAAGAAGAUGAAGAGCUUCAGAAAAGAAAGGCCACAGAAGCUUUGCUUGCAAAAGCAUUUGCUAGCAUUUCAACGGUGAAAGCUUCUUAUGCUCAGCUGCAGCAUGCUCAGUCUCCCUAUGACCCUGAUGUAAUUCAAGCUGCUGAUCAAUUGAUAGUCUCGGAGUUCAAGACCUUGUCUGAGCUAAAACAUUGUUUCUUUAAAAAGCAAUUUGAUCCUUCACCUGAUAGAGCAAUUCUUCAAGCUAAAUUGAAGGAGCUGGAGAGUGUGAACAAAACAUUUGAGAUCACAGGGAAGAAGUUAGAAUCACAGGCUCGGCUCAAGGAAUCUGAGAUUAUAUUUCUUCAAGAAAAGCUAGAGGAGACUAACAAGCAGAGCAGGUCAAUUGAGAAGAAGUUAAAUCAAAGUGGAUCAUUAUCAGUUCUUGACAACCUCCACAUUUCAGGACUAAGUCCUAACCAUUUUCUUACUGUUCUUCGCCACACCGUUAGGUCCAUUCGAAACUUUGUGAAGUUGUUAGUGAACGAGAUGAGAUCAGCAGAUUGGGACAUUGAUGCUUCAGUGAAUGCCAUUAUCGAGCAGAAUGUGGUGUACUGGAAAGAAGAUCACAAAUGUUUUGCAAUUGAGUCCUUUGUGUGCAGGGAGAUGUUUGAUUCUUUCAACUUCCCUAACUUCUCCCUGCCCAACGAAUCCCUGCCAGAUAAAAACAAGAGGCAACUGUUCUUUGGGAGGUUCAACGAGCUAAAACCAGUGAAAGCAAUGGAGUUUCUUUCAGGGAAGCCAAGGUCACCCUUUGCAAAAUUCUGCAGGAUCAAGUUCUUGAAACUUGUUCAUCCCAAGAUGGAGGCAUCAUUCUUUGGCAACGUGAAUCAGAGGAACAUGCUGAAUGGUGGAGAGUUUCCUGACACGAACUUCUUCACCUCAUUUGCUGAGAUGGCCAAGAGGGUGUGGCUUCUACACUGUUUGGCCUUCUCCUUUGAACCUCAAGCUUCAAUCUUUCAAGUGGAGAAGGGAUGUAGAUUCUCUGAUGUGUACAUGGAGAGUGUGAGUGAAAAUGAUGAAGAAAUGACAGUGGAAUCUGAGCCAAGAGUUGCUUUCACUGUUGUUCCAGGCUUUAGGAUCGGUAAAACUCUAAUACAGUGCCAAGUCUACCUCUCACAAGUCAUGGUAAAAAAAUCCACAUUCAGAGAGCAAAAAAGAAGGUAGUAGUAGUAGUAAUAGUAAUAGUAGUAAUAACAGUAAUAACAGUAGCAGUAGUAACUACUGGUGAUUUCAUCGGUGGUUGACCCCACCAUGCAAUAGGUUGUUGAAGUGGAAACCAAUGUUUUUAGAUGAACUUUUGGGAGAGACAUGGCUUGUGCAGUGCAUGACUCUGCUUGUGGGGACUCACCCUGCCAUGGAUCAAUGAGGGCAUUUUCUUGUCCAUUUGUAUUUUGGUCAGUUUCAAAAGGAAGCGUGUGAACUGUUGCAUUGGAAAGUGUCCUUUUUGUUCAGAAUGUUUUUUUUUUCUUCUUAAUAUAAAGUUUAAUUAAUCAAAUGGUUGUC
Molecule: messenger RNA, 2245 nt
Organism: Vigna radiata var. radiata (mung bean)
Lineage: Eukaryota; Viridiplantae; Streptophyta; Magnoliopsida; Fabales; Fabaceae
Product: protein GRAVITROPIC IN THE LIGHT 1
Exons: 3
Coding region: 539-1906 (455 amino acids)
Biological process (GO): negative gravitropism; response to red or far red light
Source: RefSeq, a predicted model, not a curated record